Molecule: messenger RNA, 2819 nt
Organism: Sipha flava (yellow sugarcane aphid)
Lineage: Eukaryota; Metazoa; Arthropoda; Insecta; Hemiptera; Aphididae
Exons: 8
Coding region: 735-2627 (630 amino acids)
Source: RefSeq, a predicted model, not a curated record
ACGCCGCUGUGGUCACGCUGCGCAGAUUACGGAUGCUGCGCGAACGAUACGCAUACGACUUUUUGAUAUAAUUUCGCGUUACCGCGGUACCGUUCGCAUCGUAUACCGUGGUACACCGAGUUGGUACGCACGAUAUUUUCAAUCCACUCGCGCGUUCUAAUCAUUUUACGCUACCAGAAUAAUUGUUAUUCGCGUACUUAUUACUCUGUUAUUACUAUACGUCUCGUUCGUUAUACGUCUCCGAAAAACGAUAUGUUACUGCCGCGAACGGUACGCGUCAUUCGUGAAUUCGACGCACGCGUCCUUUUCGUCAUCUCUAUUAUAUUUCCAUUACGUUAUACCAAUUGCGUACUGUUGUAACGCAUUCGGAACGAAAGAGUUCCUUGCGCGCGUGCAAACGCGUACUGUUACGUUUAUCUAAUAAAUGUCGCGGCGAUUCAAUCGAAAUAGUUUCACACUUUUGUUGUCACAUCGGUGAAUUGGAUUCAUACGUGCCUUUUCUGAUUCGGCGCCGAAAAUAUGCUUCGUGACAAUAUUUCGUGUCGUCAACGUUUCGCACGUGAACCCGAACCGAAUCGUUCAAACGAAAAAAUAAGCACUCAUUCGAUUUCGUAGGAUUCCGUAGGAACUCGUUUUGUUGAACAUUUUGGAAAAGAGAGCUUAGUGAAGUUUGACAGCCGCCAAGUGGUAGCGUGAGUCUAGCCGAUGCGGUGUUCGGCUUGCUGGGCGGCGGUAUGGCUCCGCCUGCAGGCACGUCGUCCAUGUUGCGAUCCCGGCGUCGCGACGCCACCCUCAAGCCGAACCGGACGCUGGACAGGAGUGCGUCCCGGGGUAUGUUGUACGAGAACGAGGAACUACGGUUGCGCACCAUUAACAUCAACGCAGAAGUCGAAAAAGGUCAAAAUUAUAUAAAAAAAUUACGCCGGGAAAAUGAACAACUAAAGAGAGAGAUAUGGAAUCUAAGAGAAGAAUAUGAACGACUGGAAAAUUAUAUAAAAAGUAGGGAACAAUCAGAAAAUGAAGAGGAAGGCGAGGACGGUGAGGGCGGUGAAGUAGUGAUCGCGGAUGAACCGAUAGACGUCGGGGCUGAGACGGCAGUGUCAUUGGAGACGGUGGUCGAAGAGGACGACGACGAAGACCAACCGUUGCAAGACAAACAGGACCGGACCAUCGUGCACGAGUCGGUCAACAGCAGUGAAAACUCGAAGCUACGGAGCUCAACUGUUCCGGUGUGCACGGACGUCAGCAGCGGCGGCGGGCAUAACGAUCAUCGCGAUGUCACCGUCGGCGCGACGGACGCGGACGUUGUCAUCGUGGACGCGAUCGGCCCCGUGGCGGCCGGCCGGCCGGGACGCGUCGCUACAUCGGCAACAGUGACGGACGACGUGCUGGCGGCCGACGAGGGAUCCGACCGCGAUGGCGGUGGCCGCGUCCCACGGCAACGGCAGCUGCUCGACGCGGCAGCGGGAGACGAACCGGACACGACGUGGACCGCCGCCGGGGAACAACCGCAGCAUCCGGACGCGGCGGUGCUACAGCCGCACACCGCGUGCUUCGAGACCGGAAACAACCGUCAACUGCACGACUUGACCGUGGACGAGGUGAUCGAUGCCAUUCAGGAUCCCGAGCUGAGGGAUAAACUGCGAACGGUGUGCUUGACGGGCGAUAGAUGUUACAUGACGUUCGCCAACGCGGAGUAUUUGGAACGGGCGCUGCACACGGCAUUCAGGAUCCGUGACGUGCCGGUGCUGUUGAUGGACACGGGCGCGGGUGCCAUAAUACUGUCGCUGACGGGCGUGCCGGACGCCGUGACAGACAAGGACGUACUGAAAUGUCUGAAAAAAUACGGCACGAUAAUCGGUGGCGUGGACAGGAAGACCGCCCGAGGAGGAGCGACUGGCGGUGAACGUUACGUGCGCGUCCGGCCAACGCUUGGGGCACCCAGGUACCUGUGGUUCGGCUCGGACAAAGUCGUUGUCAGGCAGCUGACCGAACACGAGACGGACACAAUGAACAGCAUCGCCCGAAGAAAGUCGUUCAGAUCUCAAAUAAAGUUGAACCUGAAGAUGAUCGACUCGCCCGUGCCACCGGACAACGAUCGCGUGGGACCAUCGACCGACUGCGGCAACGGCGACGGAUCAAAAGAAAACGUCAGUGGUGGCGGUGGCGGUGACGGCGGAGGAGUUGGUGGUACCUCGAUGACCGCGGUGUCCGUUCAAAAUGGAUUCAGAUUCCCGUCAGACCCGAAAGGGACAGCGGCGUCGGGGACAGGUACUGCUGCGAGCGUUGCGGAACCGAAGGCUUGGACGACGGCGAGUUUCAAGUCGACCGGAUCGUCGAAGAAACCGAAAGCAGCGGCCAACGGGGACGGGUGCCCGCCGACGGCCGCGUCCGUGUCAUCCGGUCCCGGCGAGUCGCCGCUCCGUGGACGGCGGAGAACGUCGCUGAUGGGUUUCCGGCGCGAGACCAUCAAGCACCGCGGCGGGUCCGUGUCCCGGGCGGACGGCGGCGGCGAGGACGCGGACAGCGACACGAGCACGAUUUGCCGCCGGAAGCUGAGCAUCACCGGUCGUGAGGGCACGGAAAAAGUCCCUUGGUGCGGGUGCUGGGGAAACGGGUGUCUGUGAUCGCGACGGUUGCGCGUACAGCGAAAUUCCUGUGCAGCCAUUACGAGUAUUACAAUUUGUACGAACAAUUUUUUCGAUUAUAAGCGUUUUCGUUGUGCCCAACGCGAUAGUAUUGUUCGCAAUGCGUUGUAAUCGUAGCCACGAUAAAUGUAAAUUUAUAAUAACAAUAAUAUAUGUCUAUUUAAAUGUCUA